AUGAUCAUCUGUAUAUGCGUCGUUGACUAUGACAUCCGAAUUGCCCUUGUGGGAAGAGGUUUUCCUACCAGAUUUCAUCGUAAGAAGGCUAUACAACAGUUUCGGAAAGCCAAAUUUGCUGAGAAACAGGCUGCGAAAGUAGCGUCUGUUAGUUUGGAACGACCAGGUUUUAUUGAAAAGGAUGUAGAUGAGGUCGUUACACAGGAAAUAAUUCGUCAAAACGUUGAUUUGGGUUCUGCCUCCAAGCAAUUCGAGCUUACCCUUGACUCAGGACCUUAUGUUAUUGAUUACUCUCUAAACGGAAGGUACCUUGCCAUUUGUGGAAAGUGGGGUCACCUUGCAGCUUUUGACUGGAUGACCAAACGGCUAAUGUUUGAGAUCAACGUGAAUGAGGAAUGUCGUGAUGUGAAAUUUCUUCAUCAGGAGACCUUCAUCUCGGUUGCUCAAAAAGGAUACACCUACGUUUACGAUAACCAGGGCAUCGAGUUACAUUGUCUCAAGCGUUUAGCUGGCGUUCGGCGACUUGAGUUUCUGCCGUACCACUUCAUCCUGGUGGCAAUGGCUGAGAAUGGGUUUAUGUACUAUUUAGACACUUCAGUUGGCGAAAUCGUUGCCUCCUACCCUACUUUUAUGGGGUCGCUCAACGUCGCUUGCCAAAAUCCGAGUAAUGCCUCCAUCUUAACGGGUCAUCCUAGCGGCGCCGUUUCAAUGUGGAUUCCAACUGAGAAGACGCCUGUUGUGAAAAUGCUCUGUCACAAUUCAGGAAUCAAAUCUAUUGCCGUUAAUCGUACAGGCCAAUAUCUUGCAACCUGUGGCCUGGAUAGGUAUUUAAAGAUGUGGGACAUUAGGUCUACCCACAAAUGUUUAUCUGAAAUCACUCUUGCAACACCUGCGAUCACCAUGGGUUUCAGUCAAAUGGGUCUUCUCGCUUUGGGAUCAUCAACCACUGUUCAGGUUUUAAAGGAUCCAGCUACAAACGCUGUGGCAGAGCAGCUCGUGAACGUGGAAGCGGGUCGAGUCCACCGGCGUGUGCUGCGCGGUGCAUAUCUAGCACAUAACUGCAAGCGACCGGUAAAUGACGUGGCUUUCUGUCCCUUUGAGGACGUUCUCGGUGUGGGCACCUCCGGGGGGUUUCAAUCCCUUCUUUGUCCAGGUGCUGGAGAGCCGAACUUUGAUGCACUCGAGGAGAAUCCCUUUGCUAAUAGGCGCUAUCGUCAGGAACGAGAAGUUCGUCGUCUACUUGAUAAAAUACCGUACACGAUGAUAUCGGUGGACUCGAUGUUGAACAAGGUUCGACGCCAAGAUAUCGAAGAGGAGUGGGAGAAGAAAUGCAAGGCUCUGCUGGGCGAAAUACCGAAAGUGCCAAUGCCGAAGGUGAAUCGGAGUAAGCGGAAAGGUCGCUCGAAGGCCCAGAAUAUUGAAAAGAGGAAGCAGGUAUUGCGCUUCAAUCGGAAGCAGUUUGAAAUCUCGACUCUGAUGCGUGAGAAGGUGGUGCGGCGCGACAAGGAGAAGGUGUCGGAGGCCGACAUAGGGAAUCUACCUAGCGACUUCUUGGUGGUCAAGCGGAGAGCCAAAAAGCGUACAAACUCGGCUCUGGACGUUCUCAUUCCCAGAAAACUAGAUUAA
Hydatigera taeniaeformis is the source of this 1626-nucleotide messenger RNA. Lineage: Eukaryota; Metazoa; Platyhelminthes; Cestoda; Cyclophyllidea; Taeniidae. The record is from the annotation of a GenBank genome assembly.